This is a messenger RNA of Cynoglossus semilaevis (tongue sole), 2055 nucleotides long. RefSeq names its product MID1 interacting protein 1b (gene mid1ip1b). Gene Ontology annotation, biological process: regulation of lipid biosynthetic process. The coding region runs from base 692 to 1201 and encodes 169 amino acids. Gene Ontology annotation, cellular component: cytosol. The transcript has 2 exons. NCBI's taxonomy places the organism in Eukaryota, Metazoa, Chordata, Actinopteri, Pleuronectiformes, Cynoglossidae. The record is from RefSeq and is a predicted model, not a curated record.
UCACUGCCUUCAUUCCUCAGGUACUUUUAAUGACAAACAGAUAAAAGAAUGUUCUGGAAAGAAGAACAUAAUGAGAGGCGUAAGAACACAACAUAUUUGAUUGCAACUGUUAAUAAACAAAAGAAAAAUAGCACAACAAGCCAACUUUAUUUAUCUAGUUAAUAAAUGAAUAAAAGGGAAAAGGAACGCAAAGUGGUUCAAAGGAAAGAGAAGCUAAAAAGGGGGACAGCUGUGGUGAUGGGCCGCCUGACUGUCACCUCAAAGCCACACCUCUUCUAGAAACUGUGCGGAGCCUCCCCGGUACUCUGCCGGGUGCUAUUUUAGGUCAUUCGGGUCGGGUUGCAGUGGCAGUGGGGAAACCUGACGGACAGGUCUUCUUGGCACCGCCUUGGAAAUCAUCGAAACCGAAGCACCGGCUUUAAAAAGGACGCGCCCGUCACACAGCAGAACAAGGAAGAGACGCAGUCAGCAGAGAGAGAGAGAGAGAGGAGGGAAGUCAGCAACUACGCACAACUAUUAACUCAGAUCGCCUGAUUUAUACGACAACCCAUCCACACAGCAGCGUAAUUACAAGGAAGAAGCCGCAUUUAAUCUGAUCAGGGCAGAGUAACAGCAGGACACAACCAAAGCAAGGAACCCGGAACUUCAAUUUCUCCUCUGUGGCUGAACUGACAGAAGAAAAUCUGCCAAGAUGAUGAUGCAGCUGACAGAAACGUACAACCAGAAGAACUCCCUCUUCAACGCCAUGAACCGUUUCAUCGGCGCCGUCAACAAUAUGGACCAGACCAUCAUGGUGCCCAGUCUGCUGCGGGACGUCCCGCUGGACGAGGACCGGGAGCUGAGCUCCAUGAAGUCGGACGAGGAGGAAGGGGACAUGUACAGCUAUUACCAGCUGCUCAAGUCCAUCCGCAGUGACAUGGAGUGGGGGGUUCGCUGCGCCUCCGCCGACGAGAGGCGCAAAGAGGGCAUGAAGAUCACCCGCAUGAACUCCACCGCAUCCAUCGCCUCCACCGCCUCCGCCGCAUCAUCUUCCGCGAAUUCCUUCGAUGAGGAGGACGAAGAGGAGGAAGAAGAUUUGGCCAAGCAGUUCCAGUACCAUCUGACGGGUCUGCAGGACGUGCUGUCCAAACUGACGCAGCAGGCCGUCUGUCUCACCAAGCGCUAUAAACAGGAGAUCGGCAUCGGUGGCUGGGGUCAGUGAAGGUCCCUCCAGUCUGAUGAAGACAUGGACUCUGUGAACUGUCUUCUCUAAUGGCCCUCUAAUCAACCUGCUGCUGUUGCUGCUGCACUGACUUUUGGACAAACCAGGAAAUAGUGGCAGUUAAUUUCUCCUACUGGCCCAAGGGUGGUUCUGUUCUGUUCUGUUCUGGGUGGGCUGUCUGAUCUGUGUUUCUGACUGUAGAUGUGUUGAUCUUGAAGAAAGCAUGUCCGUGUGUACACCCACUCAACACCCACUUUUUUAAAUUUGCACUCCAGGGUGUUGCUGUACACACCAAUGCCUUCAUUUCCUGUGAUACGCAGAUGAAACGUAUUUAAGAAAAAGCUUUAUUUAAUGUGUAAUUUAUUACCUCACUGUAUGUCAGAGAGCCAGAUGCUAUUUCAACAUUGGAGGACGGGUUGGAGAUUACAGGACCUGGCAUUUGAAUCAACCCCCUAGUGAGGGGGGAAUACUAACAAAAGACUCAGUUUCCUGUCUGUGAUGCUGAUGAUGUUAGUUUGUUCAAGUAUGUUUUGUCUGUGUUUCUAUGUAUGACCAGAGCUCCUUCACAUUUUAGUACUUCUGUGUUUUGUGUGCUUUGCAUGGAAGGAGGCAUAUGUAUGUGCUACUGCAGCUGCCCAUGAUCUCCCAGAGCCAAAUAUGGUCAAUGAAAUGGAAUCAAGUGAUUAUUCUUCUACAUAGAGAGAAUGAUCAUGGUUUCCAUGAGAUGCAUUGUGUAAAAUGUCUUGUUUUUUUUUAUCCAGUGGAGUCACAUCCAUCUUUCAAAAUAUGCCAAUGCCUUUGUAUGCACCUUCUGCACCCUUUUUUACUGAUGAAUAAAAAGCUAUUUAAAUGUA